AUGGCCCUGACCGACUCUUCGCUGUGCCUGAGCAUCUGCGUCAGACUGUUCUCACCCCGCUUCAUGAUGUACCGACUGCAGGUCACCUUGGUCACUUAUGAUGCACAAGCUUCCACAUUCACCUCUCUUUUGGACAGCUUGGAAUAUGUGAUGAAAGAUAGCUCCACACAAUGGGAACUGCCACCAGCGGACCAUUCCUACACCAGCACAAGACUUUCUAUGACCAUGAGAACUAUUUCCUAUCGAACACUGACCAGUGAUGACAUUCUUUUUUACACUGGCAUUUCUGUGGCUGCAUUUUACAAGCUCGUGUCAGCACUGAAGACUCAAGACAAGACAAUUCGCAAGCUCUUGACCAUCGAAGACCAGCUGUUAUUGACACUCAUGAGGCGUAGACUUGACCUCCUUUGUGGAGAUUUAGCGAGAUGGUUCGAGGUCUCUGUAGCUUAUGUUUCUAGAACAUUUUCGAGAGUGCUGGAUGACCUGGUGAAGAUCAUGCAAGAAGUUGUUGUGUGGCUUCCACGCUCAAGGUUGCGGGCAAGCAUGCCUGAGAGUUUCAGAAACAGCGAGUACAGUCAGGCAACCUGCAUAUUCGACUGCACUGAAGCACUAAUGCAAAGGCCACGGAAACUGAUGGCCAGAUCACAAAGUUACAGCCAAUACAAGGCUGCAAACACGAUGAAACUUCUUACCGUCAUAGCACCAAAUGGAUUUAUAAUGUUUGUGUCAGAUGUGUAUGGAGGCAGGGCAUCAGACAAAUACAUUGUAAAGAAAUGUGGAGUAGAAGAGUACCUCCUUCCAGGUGAUGAGAUAAUGGCAGACCGUGGUUUCAAGCUUGACCCUUAUAUUGAGGCUCAAGGGAUUAAAAUGAACAGGCCUGCAUUUACAAAAGGAAAGGAUCAGCUACCUGAAAGUGAAGUCACCAAAACUAGGCGCAUCGCAUCGCUACGAAUUCAUGUUGAGCGGGCAAUCAACCGAAUCAAGACGUACAGAAUUUUCAAGCAAGUACUGCCCAUCAAGUCAAGAAAGUAUGCCAGCAAAAUUGUCCUUGUUUGUGCAGGACUCUGUAACCUUAAACGCCCGCUCAUCAACGAACAGACAAAAGCAUAAAUGUCCCGUGUGUACUUUAAUUUAGCCUUAAGCACUCUGAGAAGCGAGUAGGGUAAACUUCACUA
This is a messenger RNA of Dermacentor albipictus, 1175 nucleotides long. RefSeq lists its product as uncharacterized. Lineage: Eukaryota; Metazoa; Arthropoda; Arachnida; Ixodida; Ixodidae. The record is from RefSeq and is a predicted model, not a curated record.